CAGCACAAUGAACUGUAAAUAGCAAUGCGUAUGACCCCGCAAUCGCCAUUGUACGCCAUACUAUCAGUGGGACACCUGACUUGAGUCGCCGAAAAACGGUAUUCUUUGUGACGCCCUGCAAGUUCCUGCUCAAUUGGGCGAGCACGUGCGAUUGAUUCGCGCUUAUAAAAACACCCUGCGGAAGUCGAUGCCCGCUAGUACAUGGGAGCGGGAUUGGUCGGUAUCGACGCACGAGAAGAGAGCGCAAAAUAAUGCACAGGACGAGAUGAUGAUGGACCAUUGCAGCACGGUGGUGAUAUUUCUGUCGAUAGUGGGGGUCGCGCUCUGUGAAGGAAAAUAUGCCGUGGUGUGCCGAAUUGGCGAUCCGCAAGUGGUGAAAGAAUGCGACGUGUUGCGACAGUGCCUGUAUGAAGUGCAUCCGGUGGAAACGGCGCAAAGUGUGACUUUUGGUGGUGGACUGAUCAAUAGCUUGAGUAGUCAUAAUAAAUUGUUUGCCCUCUACGGGGGUCCGAGUUCGUGCGGGUAUUUUGGAAACCUUAUCAACAGUUGUAAGGGGCGACAAACGCUUGUGGAAACAGUGAAGAAGCAGCUGCAGAAGAGCGGGUACCGGGGUGUGGAUUUGCAGUGCGAUCCGGGACUGUCGCAGAUUAACCAGGAAGACUACUCCGAUUUUCUUGCCUUGCUGAGGGAGGAAAUUGGCAGCGGAUACGUUAUUUCCGUCGUCAUCCAGAGCAUCAACAUAGAACCUUGCGUGGUGAACGUGCUGAGCGAGGUGGUUGAUCUAGUCACCAUACCGUUGGAGGGAUGCGCACUGCAAGCGUCCGUGGUGCAGAAUCUGAUUGGACAUGGCCUGAGCCGACAGAAAAUCCUGCUCGACGUUCCGCUUCCUGCGGUGUUGAAUUGCCCAUUGGACAGCGGGGUGAACAAUUUGUACUCACUGGUCCAGAAUGCGGUGAACGUGAUCGAUAACCAGCAACUGCUUGGAGCGACAAUUCAACUGGAUCGGGAUGAUACGGCGGGAGUAUGUGCGAAAGGUCGGUUUCCACUUUUCAAAUUGCUAAUCGCGUUGCUCAAAAAAUGCGAAACUAGUCACGCGUUCCCGGUGGGACCCCCUGUUGGACCCCCGAUUGUGCCACCCCCUGUGGGCCCUGGCGGUACGUGCAACUUCAAGGGUUACGUCCGCGAUACAAGGGACUGCUCCAGUUUCUACUCUUGCAACAAUGGAGUACCAAAUCAGUUCCAGUGCCCUGCCGGGCUGGCUUUCGAUCUGUGCAGCAAUACUUGCCAACCGGUUGUUCAGGUCAACUGUGAUCAGAACUCGUGCACGUUGACCGGUGCUGUGAACGGGGGUUGCAACCAGGUCCCCAUCCCAAUUCCGUUCCCAUUUUUGAACCCUGGCAGCUGUCACAAUAAUUUCAAUUGUUCAGGUCACCAUCACCAUCAUGGUGAUUCGGAUUUGUGUUUGAAUAUCACAAGUAUACUCAUUGCAAACAAUCAAACAUCCGCUUUGCUAGAAUUGUUGGCCAACACCCAAUUGGAGGGUACGCUUGCACUGGUCAACGACCUUACCAGGGAUCUACAGCUAGCCUUGGGAGGAAUUGUCGGUGAAGUAAAUAAUCUUCUGGCAAAAUUGCUGCUACAUGACGAUGCAAUUGGUGGCACCCUAGGACAGAUAGACCAAAUGCAGCGGCAGAUGGGACUUUUGGAGAAGCUGCUGAAGGCAGUAUUGGAGCUGCUAGAUAGGCUUCUUGGUCUGAACCUACUGGGAGGAGGAGGUGCCGGCGCUGGAGGAGCAGUUGCGGGUGCUGCUGGAGCUGCCGGUUUAGUUACAGGCCUGACUGGAGGUGGUGGUGGCGGAGCCGUCGCUACUGCUGCGGCCGCUGCCGGUGCUGCUGCUGCAGUCGGUGGAGGGGCAGACGCGGGAGCAGUUACGAAUACAGAUGCAGCUGCUGGGGCGGGAGGUUUAUUAUCCGGUCUUGGAAGACGGUAG
Molecule: messenger RNA, 1990 nt
Organism: Aedes albopictus (Asian tiger mosquito)
Lineage: Eukaryota; Metazoa; Arthropoda; Insecta; Diptera; Culicidae
Exons: 4
Coding region: 188-1990 (600 amino acids)
Cellular component (GO): extracellular region
Molecular function (GO): chitin binding
Source: RefSeq, a predicted model, not a curated record